Messenger RNA from Hirsutella rhossiliensis, 1458 nucleotides. RefSeq lists its product as uncharacterized. The transcript is spliced from 3 exons. NCBI's taxonomy places the organism in Eukaryota, Fungi, Ascomycota, Sordariomycetes, Hypocreales, Ophiocordycipitaceae. The record is from RefSeq and is a predicted model, not a curated record. The coding region runs from base 1 to 1458 and encodes 485 amino acids.
AUGGCGCCUCAGGAUGGGCAGGAUUCUGCCGACAGCAACAGCGAGGCCACCACAACAGACACCGCCGCCUUGCAACAUGCUCCCGCCAACGCGGCUCGCGACGCCACCUCGGCCAACUCUCGUAACCAGGGAACCUCUGACGCUGCUUCCACCGACGCAAACUCGGCCUCUCAAGCCGAAUCCUCUGGCGAGUCCGGCCCUGCCUGCCUCAAAAUGACAAGGAAUGACCUUCCCAAGCGCCCAUGCCUCAAGAACGCAAAAUGCCUCAAGCAUAGCCCCUGCUUGAAGAAUACGACAAAAGACGGCGGUGGCGAGUCUCUCGCGACCACAGAUUGCCAGACCGACACGACAGACAGCUCCGCCGCAAAGCCAAGUCUCAAGUCUCGAGGGCCGACUGAGAGAGCCAAGGCGUCCGAGGCAGACUCGUCCAUGCCCAGCAGCUCUGGGGGUGGGAGCGGCAGCGAGCUCGAGGUCUCCGAAAGGAUCGACGACGCUUCUACGGAUGCUAGGCCGAGGGCCGCGACGGACAAGUCCGCCGGCGCGAGCUCCGCCGAUAGUGGAGGUUGGUCCAUCUCCGAGGAUUGCCUCCUCAGGUCCAUGAAAGAAUCAAAGGAUAACCUGCCGUGGGCCGACAUUGGAACUGCUCUCGGCCGCACCAAGAACGACGUCAGGGCCCGCUGGGUAGUUAUUAGAGACCAGCCGGCCCAAUUCGCAUAUAGUGAGGAGGCUAGCGGCGAGGAGCAGGAGAGCUCGAUUCAGCAGAGUCCAGGCACGUCGAAGCCCUCCAAGAAGCCGGCCAAGGCCCCAGAUGAGACUCCCAGCGCCGUCAGCGACGAGUCCCAGGCCGCAUCGGAACCCGCCAAGAACGCAAAGAGUAAAGGAAAGGGCAAGGCCGCCGCUCCGACAAAGUGGCACAAGGGGCAACGCAACGACAAGGUGGCCAUGGAGAACAAGUCUGCCCGCUCAAAGGCCGCCGAGGCCAACGAGCGUGAGCGCGACAUUCUCUCGGGCGAGGAGGCGUCGUCCGAGUCGUCGGGCCCCCUGGGCGACGAGGAAGACGACGACGACGAUGAUGACGACGCCGGCGGCCUCCACUAUGGCUGGCCCGAGUCGAAGUGCCAGGACGUGCGAUACCUGCGCAACCACGUCUACCCGGAGCUCUAUCCCGGCAUGAUCCAGCCGGAGCCCGACGAGUUCUUUGGCGAGCACGACUGCGCCGUCCUCGCUGCCGUCGACAGCAAGUACAAGCGGUCGCGGUGGCUCGAGAUGCAGGCCAACUUUUACAACGUCACGGGACGCAUGGUGCCACUGUACCUCAUCCGUGACAAAUGCGAGCGCGCCGAGCGCGAGAGUGCCGAGCGCGAGCAGCCGUCGUCGCGCGCCGGCGGGCGCUGGCAACGCGUCGAGAGCUGGGUCGACGGGGUCCAGGACGGGGACCUCGAGGACCCGGCUCUCUGA